AUGACCGAAGCUCCGAAUGGCUCUGCGCAGCCCAGCGCCAAAGCAAACGGAAGUCGCAGGAUUCGGAACAAGCCAGGCUUCCUCCGUUGGUCGAUAAGCUUGGUAGCACGCCUCACCACAUGGGCUGCCAUUCUCACGAUCCUCUUCCGAUGCCCACCCACGCUCCAAGACUGUGAUGAGACGUCCCCUUUUGUCUGCAAGCACUAUUUUCAAGUCAAAAAUGCCAUCGCGCCCCAUGUUCAGCCCUACUACGACCAGUACGCCGCGUCCUACGUCGACAUUGCCCAGCCCUACUACGACACGGUCAAGACCACCGUGAUUGCGCCCGUCCGACACUAUGCUGUCCAAUACGGCGAGCCUUGGGUCGUCAAGGGCCGCGAUUAUGCCCUCAUACAGUGGGAGGUCAAUGGCCAACCGCGCAUCGCCCAGCUGCAGGCCUUUACGCAAAACCACUACGACAAGUUUCUCGCGCCGCACGUCUCCAAGGCCGUCGCCCUGGCAGAGCCUUACUACAACAUCGCCAAGACGCAGUCGCUCUACGCUAUUGACAGCAUCGUAUACCCUGCGUAUGAAUUCUCCAAGCCAUACGCCAUUUAUGUCUACGAGGCCUCGCACAAAUUUGCCGCCAAUACGGUGCUGCCGGCAGCCCAGUGGACGUGGUCCAACAGCAAUGCAUUUCUCAAUCGCGCGGUGUGGCCCCAGUUGCGCGCUGUAUACGUUGAGAAUGUCGAGCCGCAGCUUGUGCGCAUUGGUGAGCGCCUGGGGCGCUACAAGUCGCACGCGAAAAGCAAGGCCUUGCACGAAGCGUCCAGCACCUGGGCACCCAGCUCCAGCAGCUCGACGACUGGUACAAUCACCCAGUCAUCGUACGUAAGCAAGCCUGCUCCCCAGAGCACUACUCUGGACGUCAGCGACAGCCAACCAAGCGACACGCCUCUGCAGCGCGAGACAGAGGCUGAGCUCGGAUCAGGACGCGGCGCUGUCGAGGCUCCAGAACCCGAAGAAAACGAAUCCGACAUGCAGCGAAAAGUGCGUGAAAUGGUGACGAGCGAUUUAGAGUUGUGGCAGGAAAAGUUUGCGGCCCAAGCUGAACAGGGCGCAGCCGAAAUCGAAGACGGCGUCGAUGAAAUCGCGCGUCGUAUGAUUGAUCAAGAAGCCAACGUCGUUGGAGCUUCUCUCAUUCAGCAACUGGAAGAGACCAUUACCACCGAAAUCACCAACCUCAAGAACAAAAUCAACGCCCUUGUUUCGCAGAAGUUGCAAGGAACCGAAAUCGACGCCGUUGAGGAAACCAUUCAGGCUGUUCGGGCCGCCGGCGUCGCUAUCAAGUCCAAGGCCCAGGCUAUCCGCAGCUGGCGCGAGCAAUACGACGAGGACCUGCGUAGCACAGUUCUGUCCACUUCUGACGUGCACUUUGCCAUUCUCGAUGAGACGCGCAGCCUGGCUCUGCAGCAGAUUGGCAUGAAGUGGGCGUGGACUGAUGGUGUUACCUACAAGGACUGGGCCAAGUACCAUGAGCUCAAGAGCACAUUCAAAGACUGGACCGAGGAGCUCAAACAGCUGAUUGUCACGCACCCGACGCUGCUCGAGGCUCAGGACGCCGUAGUUGAGAUAGAGGAUCGUGGCAUGACGAUUGCGGCGGCCGCUGCCAAGGAGCUGGCCAGCCUUAAGGAGGUUGUUCAGUGGAAGAUGGACGCCGAGGAUGUCAGCGAUGAGUUCGACGUGGCGCGGCUAAAAGAGAUUAUUGACGAGAAAGCCAGAGUGGCAGAGGAGGCCAGAUUGAAAGCGGAAGAAGAAGCCAGACUCGAGGCUGAAGAGGAAGCCAGGCUCAAGGCUGAGGAAGAGGCCCGUAUCAGGGCGGAAGAGGAUGCUAAAGCCGCCGAAGAGGAUGAGGACGACGAGGACGAACGAAUCCACUCGGUAAAAGAAGCCAGCGAGUCCAAGCCCCUGAUUAGCGCCGACAUUGACGCUGAGCCUACCGAAGAAGACGAGCGCAUCCGUUCCGUCAGGGAGGCGUCCACCUCGCACCCCCUGGUCAGCGAGAGCGCCGUGCCUGAGAUGGAUGCCGAGGAAACCGACGACGCCACGUCGAGCGCUACCGCGACCGAGGAGCCUACCUCUGCUACCACUCCGGAGGAGACUUCCGCCGACGGUUCAAACGACGAGGAGAAGCCCGACGUCCCUGAAGAAGAAGCCAGAGAAGAGCUCCCCGUGCAAGAGGUCAAGGGUGGUUACCGUAAACACGGUUUGCCGGUACAGCCUCCCGACGCCAACGCUGUGGACCGAUGA
Beauveria bassiana ARSEF 2860 is the source of this 2289-nucleotide messenger RNA. RefSeq names its product transcription factor hoxa13. The coding region runs from base 1 to 2289 and encodes 762 amino acids. The transcript has 3 exons. The record is from RefSeq and is a predicted model, not a curated record. Lineage: Eukaryota; Fungi; Ascomycota; Sordariomycetes; Hypocreales; Cordycipitaceae. Gene Ontology annotation, biological process: protein transport.